Molecule: messenger RNA, 5995 nt
Organism: Clupea harengus (Atlantic herring)
Lineage: Eukaryota; Metazoa; Chordata; Actinopteri; Clupeiformes; Clupeidae
Gene: kdm5bb
Product: lysine demethylase 5Bb
Biological process (GO): regulation of DNA-templated transcription; chromatin remodeling
Cellular component (GO): nucleus; chromatin
Molecular function (GO): histone H3K4me/H3K4me2/H3K4me3 demethylase activity; DNA binding
Source: RefSeq, a predicted model, not a curated record
CUCUAUUUUUUUGGGCGGACGUAGUCACUGCCUUAGAACAAUCAUCUCAUGGUGUGUGUGUGAGUGUGUGUGUGAGUGCUAGUGAAUGUUGAUGCUGAUUGUGUGACUCAAAGAGAAUCUGAUGCUGGAGUAACUAAGGGAUUAAUCGUCUUGUUGAUCCUAACAACGUUUCAGUCUGUCAGGAUCAAGCGACCGGUGUCUACUUUGCCCUGGAACCGGACCACAACAAUGACCCAGCCUCGGCCGGACGAGUUCAAGCCGCCUCCGGAGUGCCCAGUCUUCGAACCAAGCUGGGAGGAAUUUGCGGAUCCCUUUGCAUUUAUCAAUAAGAUUCGACCCAUAGCUGAGAAAACUGGCAUCUGCAAAGUCCGACCGCCUCCGAAUUGGCAGCCUCCCUUCGCCUGUGAUGUCGACAGACUCCACUUCACCCCCCGCAUACAGAGGCUCAACGAGCUGGAGGCCCAGACUCGGGUCAAACUUAACUUCCUGGACCAGAUCGCCAAGUUCUGGGAGCUUCAGGGCUGUUCGCUCAAAAUCCCCCAUGUCGAGCGCAAGAUUCUGGACCUCUACCACCUCAACAAGCUGGUGGCUGAUGAGGGGGGCUUUGACAUCGUGUGCCGGGACCGGCGCUGGACCAAGAUCGCCCUGCAGAUGGGCUUCGCUCCUGGGAAGGCAGUGGGCUCCCACCUCAGGGCCCACUACGAGCGCAUCCUCUACCCAUACAACCUCUUCCAGACUGGGAACAACCUACUGGCCCCCGAGCUCGCAUCCAAACUGAUGCGAUACACAGACGACCGCGAGCUGGACCAGUGUGUGCAGAAGCCAGUGAUGACCCCUGACCUCAGUGAGAAGGAGUACAAGCUGCACGACGCCCCCCAGAGGACGGGAGUGAACCUGCAGCUGUCUGACUCCUCCCCCCCCUCACGCCGGGCCAAGCGCAUGGACCAGGGAAACUCCGCCCCCACCGCAGAUGAGCUGCCAAUCAAACUGUCAGGGUGUGUGAAGACGGAACCAGGAGAGGUGUGUGAGAACCGGCCAAACCUCAGGAGACGCAUGGGCUCACUGGUGGCCAAGCCUGAGCCAGCAGAGAGAGAGGCCCCCAUCCUGGUGAAGCCCGAGCCUCUGGAGCCCAAACUCAUCAGCGAGUCUCUGAUGGACAAGAGCAAGGGCCGCUACCGCAAGACCCCACCUAUGCUCAGUGUGGUGGACCUGUACGUGUGUCUAGUGUGUGGCAGUGGAACCAACGAAGACAAGCUGUUGCUAUGCGAUGGUUGUGACGACAGCUAUCACACCUUCUGUCUGAUCCCGCCCCUUUGUGAUGUACCCAGAGGAGACUGGAGGUGUCCCAAGUGUCUGGCACAGGAGUGUGGGAAGCCUCCGGAGGCCUUUGGCUUUGAACAGGCUCGUAGGGAUUACUCUCUCAGAGCCUUCGGUGAGAUGGCCGACAACUUCAAAUCAGAUUACUUCAAUAUGCCAGUCCAUAUGGUGCCCACUGAGCUGGUAGAGAAGGAGUUCUGGCGUCUGGUGAGCACCAUAGAAGAAGACGUGACGGUGGAGUACGGAGCAGACAUCGCCUCCAAGGAGUUCGGCAGCGGCUUCCCCAUCAGGAACGGCCGUCUGAAGAUCGCCCCCGCCGACGAGAAGUACCUGAGCUGCGGCUGGAACCUGAACAACAUGGCGAUGAUGAACCCGUCGGUGCUGACCCACGUGACCGCAGACAUCUGUGGCAUGACUCUGCCCUGGCUCUACGUGGGCAUGUGCUUCUCCUCCUUCUGCUGGCACAUCGAGGACCACUGGAGCUACUCCAUCAACUACCUGCACUGGGGCGAGCCGAAGACGUGGUAUGGGGCUCCAGGCUAUGCAGCGGAGCAGUUGGAGGGCGUGAUGAGGAAGCUGGCCCCCGAACUCUUUGAAUUGCAGCCAGACCUGCUGCACCAGCUGGUCACCAUCAUGAACCCCAACACACUGAUGAGCCACGGAGUACCGAUCUAUCGGACCAAUCAGUGUGCAGGAGAGUUUGUCAUCACCUUCCCCAGAGCCUAUCACAGCGGCUUCAAUCAGGGCUUCAACUUCGCAGAGGCCGUCAACUUCUGCACCGUGGACUGGAUGGCGCUGGGGCGUCAGUGUGUGGACCACUACCGCCUCCUGAACCGCUACUGUGUGUUCUCCCACGAUGAGAUGAUCUGCAACAUGGCCUCCAAAGCCCCGGGGCUGGACGUGGUGCUGGCCUCCGCCGUGCACAGGGACAUGGCCUCCAUGCUCCGGGAGGAGAAGGAGCUGCGAGAGCGCGUCCGCAAGAUGGGAGUGGUGCAGAGCGAGGUGUUUCAGUAUGACCUCCUGGCGGAUGAUGAGCGUCAGUGUGUGAAGUGUCGCACGACCUGCUUCCUGUCCGCUCUCACCUGCCCGUGCCGCCCGGGGGUACAGGUGUGUCUCCACCACGCCGGGGACCUCUGCUCCUGCCCCUUCUCCAAGUACACACUCAAGUACCGCUUCACACUGGAUGACUUGUACCCAAUGAUGAAGGCCGUGAAGAAGAGGGCGGAGCCUUAUAAUGAGUGGGCGGCCGUUGUCACUGAUGUCCUGGAGGCCAAACUUGACAAGAAGCGUGCUCUGUCCGUGUUCCGCUCGCUGAUUGAGCAGUCUGAGCGGCAGGAGUUUCCUGACAGUGACCUGCUGCGUGAGCUGCGUGUGGCCACACUCGACGCCGAGAAGUGCUCCUCCGUCGCCCAGCAGCUGCUCAACGGCAAGAGACAAACUAGGCUUCGGUCUGGAGGUGUUAAGACGCAGAACCAGCUGACUGUAGAGGAAGUGAGGUCAUUUGUCAGGCAGCUCUACAACCUUCCCUGCAGCCUGCCACAGGCCCCACUGCUGAAGGAGCUGCUGAACCGGAUCGAGGACUUCCAGCAGCACAGUGAGGCGGUGCUGAGCGCCCCGCUGACGGCGGAGUGUGUGUGUGAGCUGGAGGGUCUGCUGGAGGCCAGCGCUCAGCUGGACGUGGCCCUGCCCGAGCUGCCCUGCCUCCGCAGCCGUCUGGAGCAGGCGCGCUGGCUGAGGGAGGUGCAGCAGGCCCACGCACACACACACACACACACACACUCGCCGCCCGCAGCGCACACACACGCCCGGGCCCGCGGGCUCACCCUGGACGCCAUGCGGCGGCUGAUCGACCAAGGCGUGGGGCUGAGCCCAAACCCGGCGCUGGAGAGGGCCAUGGCCCGGCUGCAGGAGCUGCUCACCGUCUCCGAGACCUGGGAGGAGAAGGCCCACAGCCUGCUCAGAGACCGGCCCAUGCACUCUGUAGAGGAGCUGAGGGAGUGUGUGAGGGAGGUGGAGACUAUCCCAGCACACCUGCCUAACUGCCUGCUCCUGCAGGACACACUCCGCAAAGCCAAGGACUGGCUGCAGGAGGCCGAGGCUAUACAGCAGAGAGGUCGUAUCCCCGUGUUGGACUCUCUAUCGGACCUCAUCACGAGGGGGCGGUCUCUCCCAGUACACCUGGAGCCCCUGGCACGCCUUGAGGGCCUAGUCGCAGAGGUCAUGACCUGGAAGGAAUCCGCCGCUAAGACCUUCCUGCUUAAGAGCUCCACCUUCAGUCUCCUGGAGGUGUUGUGUCCUCGCUGUGAGGUGGGCGUGAGCUCGCCGAAGCGCAGAGCUAAGAAAGAGAAGAAGAAGGCGGGACUUGACACUCUGAGUGAUGUAGAGAAGGCCCUAUCAGAGAGCACCGCCUCCGCCGCAGCAAUGCAGACUCUGGAGGCGGUGCGGGCGCGGGAGAUGGAGUGUGUGUCGGCGCUGCGGGCGUCUAACGAGUCCAAGCUGCUGCCGGCGGGCGACUGUGACCACCUGCGUGUGUGUGUGUGCCAGCGCGCCCCGGCGGGCGCCAUGCUGCAGUGUGAGUUGUGUCGCGACGCCUUCCACAGCGUGUGCGUGCGGGGGGCGGAGCCUCAGGGGCAGGGGGAGGGGCCCUGGCUGUGUCCUCAGUGCCAGCGCUCACAGCGCCCCCCGAUGGACAGGAUCCUGCCGCUGCUGGCCGCGCUGCAGCGCACACGCGUACGCCUGCCCGAGGGCGAUGCCCUGCGCUUCCUCAUCGAGAGGACCGUCGCCUGGCAACGACGUGCACGCCAGGUCUCCGCCUCCUGCUCAGAUCCCGCCCUGCUGCUUCCUGCCGCAGACAAGGCGCUGCAGGGACACACUCCUGACUGGAACAGGACCAGCCCAGCACAGACACCAUUCUACAUCGAGCAGCGAUGUAUCCCUCUGCAGGGUCUCAAGCCAGAGCUAGAGGCUCUGAUGGUGGAGGGUCUUCUUCUGCAGGCGUCUCUCCCUGAGACUCAGCAGCUGUACCGCGUCCUUCUCAACGGCCCCAUCUCACCACACAGCAGUGGCCACGGCAACGCGUCGCCGCGGGUAACCGCCCAUGGCGACGCACCCAAACAGUCCCACUGUCAGGGAAGAAGCCCACAGAAAGAGGAGUGUGUGGGUGUGUGUGAAGCUUCGUCUCUGUCUCCGGCCCAGGAGUGUGUGGGUGUGUGUGAGGCGGACCGUAAGCCCAAGCGGCGUGUGCUGCCGGUGGAGCGGGUGGAUCGGGCGGAGCGGGCAGAGCGGGUGCACCCCGAGGCUCUGUGCCAGCUGCUGACCCCGCGACGUAAGCGUGCCCGCAUCAGCCGUGAGCACCGACGCCACCGCCAGGCUGCCUCUGCCUCCGCAUCGCCCUCCGCCCGCUCUGACCUCUCCUCUGACCCCUGCGACCUCUCCGACCCCUGCCGCUCCGACGACUCCGAGGACGAGGCCCUCCUCUGCCCAGCCGAGCACUGCCAGCAGCCCGAGGGGGACGAGGUGUUCUGGGUGCAGUGUGACGGCAGCUGUAAUCAGUGGUUCCACAUGAUGUGUGUGGGCGUGACGGCGGAACUGGCGGAGAAGGAGGACUACGUGUGUGUGAGCUGCGUCGGCCGCAAAUGAGCCCAGGACCACUGGAGGACCGAACCCCCCCUCCCCCUUCAUCUGUUCGUUCCCCCCCCCCCUUCAUCUGUCCGUUCCUCCCCGCCCCCAAACGGUGCUAUCUCCACUUGUGGGAUUGGUUGUCCUCAGCUAUUCUAUUGGUCACAUGUCGGUCACAUGUUUUUGUAUUUCUACAGCCUUGUGUUCUCCCUCUGUAGAGCUGUGUAUGUGUGUGUGUGUGUGUGUGUGUGUGUGUGUGUGUGUGUGGGUUCUCCCUCUGUAGAGCUGUGUGUGGUUGUCUUUUAACAAGAAGAGAAUGAACACCUGUAAAGGGAGAGAGGGGGGUAGAGAGAGGGAGAGAGAGAGGGGGGGUGAGGGAGAGCUGGGUGUGUGCUGCAUGGGUUUCCGUUGACGAUGGGGGUGGGGGGGUGGGGUGAUGUGUGGGGGGGUUAAUCCGUGACACCCCUUCUUUGAAGACCUGUUUGUGUUUCCUGCCGCCUGAGGCGUCCUGCAUGCUGAACCAGAGACAAACAACAAACAAUCAACAAACAAACAAACAAAUGCAGGAACAAACAACAGAAGAAAUUUGUUUUUCACCAAAUAUACAAUAAAUGUUAAAGAAAUAAAGAGAUACAUAUUUUUUUGGAAACCCACUGUUUAGUACAUGCAUCAGGAUGAGAUGUGUUUCUCUCGAUCUUAUUAUAAUGCUAAUUAUGAUUUUUUUUGUAGUAUAGUUGUAUUUAUCACAGCAAUAAUGUCUGUCUGUGUUGGGACAGGAGAUGUUUUCUUUUGGGGGGGGGGGGGGGGGGGGGGGCGUGGGUUGAUAUAGUUUGAAGUGCUGGCUAGGCAGUUGGGUGCAGGGUCUCGAGCUGGAGCUGACUAAGGGUGGGGUGGGGUGGGGGGGAACAUCUUUUUGGAAUGGGGCUGAGUGUCAUGAUGCUGCCACCGACACAGUCUGGGGGGGGGGGGGGGGGCGCUGUGGGGAAUUGGGAAUGGAAUUAGCCUGUUUAAGAUGUGCAGUUUAUAGUGUGGAAUAAAAAACUUUUGUUGUAAUAUCUUA